AUGCUCGGAUGUCAACUGGCUCUUCAUGGCAUUAAGUUUCGUAUUUUCGAUAAGAAUUUGAAUCAUACAACACAAUCACGAGCUCUUGUAAUGCAUGCUCGUACACUGGAAAUCUUUGAUCAAAUGGGUUUAUCGCAGGAAGCAACAUCCAAAGGAGUAAUUGCCAAUGGUUUCAGUGGUUUUUUUAACGGUAUUCGACGAAUGAGAACAGAUAUGAAACUACUUCGUACAAAAAAUUUAAGUAAAUUUCCAUAUAUUCUAAUAAUUGAACAAUCGUUAACAGAAGAAAUCUUGGAAAAUUUUUUAUUUAAACAUAAUUUAACGAUCGAUCGUCAGUGUGAAUUAGUCGAUUUUAUUCAAAAUUCUGAGAAUAGUGAUUUGAUUGAUGUAACAAUUAAAGAUUAUACUAAUGAUGAAUACGGUAAAAUAAUUAAAAUUCAGACAAGAUAUUUAUGUGGUUGUGAUGGUGCUCAUAGCACAGUAAGAGAAAAAUUAAAAUUAUCAUUUUCAGGAAGCACCUAUAAAGACUCAUUGUUUGUUAUUGAUUGUCAAAUAAAAUUCUUAGACGACAAAGAAGAUGAACAACAGAUGAUAAAUAAUAAUAAAAUAUCACGAAUGGAUGAAAUGGAAGUAUAUGUUACAAAAGACGGUUUAGGUCUUUUAUUUCCAUUGAAAGGAAAUGAUCGAUGGCGUGUACUUGGUACUGUUCCACAUGAAUUGUUAUAUAAAGGAGAUCAACUACAAUUUGAAGAUAUUGAACAAAAUUUUGCCAAACGUAUUCAGAAAAAUAUUCAGUUAUAUAAUUAUUCAUGGAUAUCUGUUUAUCGUGCUCAUCAUCGUUAUGUUGAAACAUUUUAUUAUCAAAAGAAAUAUUUCUUACUUGGUGAUGCAGCUCAUAUACAUUCACCAGUUGGUGGACAAGGAAUGAAUACUGGUCUACAAGAUGCAUAUAAUUUAGCGUGGAAAUUGGCUUAUUCAAUUCAAAAGAAAACUACUGAUAAUGAAAAUGGUAUGCAUAAAUUACUUAAUACGUAUAAUGAUGAACGAAUUACUGUAGCUAAAAAUCUGGUUCAAACAACUGAUCGUGCAUUUGAAUUUAUGACAAGUCAAAAUCCAAUUAAACGUUUUUUACGUUUGUAUGUAAUACCCUUCGUUCUUCAGUUUAUUCUAUUUCCAGUGAUGAGAAAUUUUCAAUUUCUUCGUGAAUCAAUAUUCAGACGUAUAUCAAUGAUUGGAAUACAAUAUCAUCAAAGUCCAUUGUCAUCGGGAUCUUAUAGUAGAAUUGGUAUUGUACAACCAGGUGAUAGAACACCUUAUGUAUAUACACAUCCAAAUUUGUUCUAUAGUGAUAAAGAUGAUAUAACAUACUUUCAUUUAUUAUUAUUAAGUUCAGAAGUCAAACAUGAUAGAGAAUUAUUAUUUUCUAAAUUUAUAGAUGAAUAUUAUACAAAUAUAAUUAGAGUACAUAAAUAUGAUUAUUCACAAGAAACAAGUGAAAUUUAUAAUGUAUUUGAUGUUAAUAAAAAGAGUGGAGCAUGCUAUCUUAUUCGUCCAGAUAUGUAUAUUGCAUAUAAAUCAACAACAUUCAAUGUUGAACAUUUUCAAUCUUACAUGUCAGAUUUCUUUCGUAAAUCUUGUUAA
Didymodactylos carnosus is the source of this 1641-nucleotide messenger RNA. Lineage: Eukaryota; Metazoa; Rotifera; Eurotatoria; Philodinida; Philodinidae. The record is from the annotation of a GenBank genome assembly.